Molecule: messenger RNA, 1428 nt
Organism: Diospyros lotus (date-plum)
Lineage: Eukaryota; Viridiplantae; Streptophyta; Magnoliopsida; Ericales; Ebenaceae
Product: cell wall integrity protein scw1
Exons: 9
Coding region: 102-1046 (314 amino acids)
Molecular function (GO): mRNA binding
Source: RefSeq, a predicted model, not a curated record
AAGUAAAGGUGCAAAACUCUCUCUUUGUCUCUCUCUCUCUGUCUGUCUGUCUUUCUCUCUCUAGGGUUUUGCUAUUGCGAUUUGCAGAGACUCACCACUCAAUGGCCGGCAACGGAAUCCAUCCGUAUCAUACGCAGUGGGCGGCGGCGGCUCCUCCUCCAGCUGCCGCUCCUACUGGGCCGCCACUUCCUCACGCUUCCUCUAUCUCAAAUGAUGAGGUUCGGACGAUAUUCAUAGCCGGCCUUCCGGAGGACGUGAAGGAGAGAGAAUUGCAGAAUCUGUUAAGAUGGCUGCCUGGUUACGAGGCGUCGCAGGUUAACUUCAAAGGGGAACACCCUAUGGGCUUCGCUCUCUUCUCUACACCUCAAUUUGCUAUCGCUGCCAAAGAUGCCCUUCAGGAUUUGGUGUUUGACGCUGAAUCGAAGUCUGCGUUGCACACAGAGAUGGCCAAGAAAAAUCUAUUUGUCAAAAGGGGUAUUGUGGCUGAUUCCAAUGUUUAUGAUCAGAGUAAACGCAUGCGAACUGGUGGCGACUAUACUCAUACUGCUUAUUCAAGUCCAUCUCCCUUUCACCCUCCCCCGGCACCAGUUUGGGGACCUCAUGGGUAUUUGGCUCCAGCACCACCACCAUAUGAUCCAUAUGGAGGGUAUGCUGUUGCUCCAGUGGCACUCGCCCCACCUGCUCCUGCUCCUGUCCCUGCACCAAGUAGUUAUGUUCCUGUCCAGAAUACUAAGGAUAACCCUCCUUGCAAUACCUUGUUUAUUGGCAAUCUUGGAGAGAACAUAAAUGAAGAUGAAUUAAGGGGACUUUUUGGCGCACAACCUGGUUUUAAGCAGAUGAAGAUUUUGAGACAGGAAAGGCACACUGUUUGCUUCAUUGAGUUUGAGGAUGUGAACAGUGCUACCAAUGUUCAUCAUACUUUGCAGGGUGCUGUCAUCCCCAGUUCUGGUUCUGUUGGCAUGAGAAUACAAUAUUCGAAGAACCCAUUUGGCAAAAGAAAGGAUUCUGCAUACCCAGCUGCCCCUGCCGGUGCUAAUGGAGUGUAGCCAACCUACCAAUAGCUGGAAGGGGAUGUACUUUCUUCUCUAUGCUACGACAAAUACAACUACCUCAUGAUAGGAUGCAUCAUGCAGCUGUGGCAUGCAUCCAUUUCAUCAUCCAGUCAUCAGCAUUAGCAUCUGUUCAUGUGAAUGAAUGCACCGUCGUAGUGCUAUCAUUAACAUAAAAUUUGGCCAUGUUAUGCUUAUUUAACUAAUACAUGCAUUUGUCGGCAGCAUCUUGAAUUGCUUGGACAACUUUUAGACAUUACUCAGUUUUGUUUCAUAUUACAGAAUUGGUGCAUGGCUUUGUACUGUCAUUUUCUUGGUUUUGAAUGCUCUCCAACCUAUCUUGACCCACCCUUUCCCAUCAACACUGGGAUUGCUUCUC